UCAUUUGAGUCAGAGUUACCCAAACACCGUUUUGAAUCCUUGACCUUUCAGUUUACAGAAUUCCCUUGAUCUCUUUUUUAAAACCCAUUAAUUGAACAAUGUUUGUGCUGAAUCCGAUGAAAUUUUACAAAAUUUACAAUUUGGUAUCAUAAUGUACCUCUAUAUCUAACAAGAUCAGUUAGUUAAUAAAUUAUGACCUGAAACAAAUAUAAAAUGCGUCAUUAAAUCUUGGUAACUUUCGCAUUUUCUGACAUUUGUUUAGCAAUUGUGGGUUAUUUGUCUUUCAAGAACCUUGUGAUCAAUUUCAUAGAUAGAACGAUCGAGUAUUAAAGUUAUCCUAGUUAUCAAUUUCCUGGAUACUGAAUUGAUUUAUAUCAGGAAAAGUGCAGACGGCAGCACUAAGUUUUACCCGUCUCAAAAGAAAAACGACAACAGUAUACACUAAUCAAAAUGGGCCGUUGUUUCUUCCAUCUUCUUCUAACUGUCUCACUGCAAUGUAUCCUGCCAUCAAGUUCUUCAAAUAUUGAAAUGUUAUCAUGGAGGCAAGACUCGGCCAAAAUUCCAACAAACUGGGGAUCUCAGGUUUUUGUGCUCCCAGUGCAGCUAGUUCAGACCGAUUGGGCAAGCCAUCACUCCAGAUCCAGACAAUGUUCACUAAAAAACAAGUACUACUGUUUAUAUGGAUACAAAACUGUGUUUGAUGAACGCGAACGAUCAGUUAACUCCAGUAUGGCCGACACGGAUAGAGAGAUGAAAACGGUGGAGUUCAGCAACAUCAUCCGACAAUGGUGGCGGCAGAAUAACAUGUUCAACCUGAGAGAAAAUGGGGUGGGUAUUGGUAGCGUGGAAGAAGAGUGUUGUACUGACCAGUCAAUGAAAUAUAAGUGGUAUGGGUAUGAAAACAGGAAGAUGUCACCCGCAGAAUAUUUCCUGAAACUCACAGAUUAUACGACUAACAUUAAAGAACUCAAUUAUAUUCAGGCUGUUUGGGAUGCCUCUAGAUGUGUAAACGUCAUCACUGAAAUUGGGUUCGGCAGAUACCCUUUUGUCUACGAAGGAUUCGAAAUCAAAAACUUACCCCUCGUGUUUCCAGAGGUGUUUCAAUCCACUCUCUCCUUCCCUGUUGACUUAACUGAUAUUGAAACCUCCAUUAGCUACAAUUGGUUCAAGUUUAGAAUAAUAUGUCGCGAUCAACCCUGGAUUUGCCAGCCAUGAAAACAAUUGACUUUUACUGAAGCUUCUAAAAAAAUAGAAUAAAAUUUUCAGCUUGAAGUUCAAUAGCGUUUUCGAAACUGAAUUGAAAAAAAAAAACUAAAAUGAAAAAAUAAUAAGGACGGCGUGGAUUUUAUUAGUUUUCAUCAUCACCUUCUGCAAAAAGGUGGAGAUUUGAUUCGCUAAAAGGUACUAAGUUUUAAUAUGCUUAAUGCUUACAAGUUCAAU
Symsagittifera roscoffensis is the source of this 1440-nucleotide messenger RNA. RefSeq lists its product as uncharacterized. The transcript is spliced from 6 exons. Lineage: Eukaryota; Metazoa; Xenacoelomorpha; Acoela; Convolutidae. The record is from RefSeq and is a predicted model, not a curated record. The coding region runs from base 451 to 1215 and encodes 254 amino acids.